Molecule: messenger RNA, 1321 nt
Organism: Rhineura floridana
Lineage: Eukaryota; Metazoa; Chordata; Lepidosauria; Squamata; Rhineuridae
Product: aldo-keto reductase family 1 member B1-like
Exons: 8
Coding region: 147-671 (174 amino acids)
Cellular component (GO): cytosol
Molecular function (GO): aldose reductase (NADPH) activity
Source: RefSeq, a predicted model, not a curated record
UACCUUCAGAGCAAAUGAGGAAAGCUGAGCUAUGGAACUCCUUGACAUAAGGAAAACCCUGUGGAAAAGAAUUUUGCAAUCUUCAAAGAUGGAUUAGAUGUCAGUGGAUAUCGGUAGAAAAUUAUGUCAGUAACUGCUAGCUGAUUAUGCCAAAGACUACCUCCAUCUGCUACCAAUUGUCUCCUCCAGGUAUUGUUCAGAAUGCCAUUGCAGUGGCAAUAAAAAAUGGCUACCGGCACAUCAACUGCACAUAUUUAUAUGAGAAUGAGGGGGCAAUUGGAGAGGGUCUCCAGAAAGUGCUGAAGGAAGGUGCAGUGAAGAGAGAGGAGCUUUUUAUUGUUAGCAAGCUGUGGAAUAGCUUCCAUGCUCCCGAAGAUGUGAAGCCAGCUCUCUUGAAAUCCCUGAAGCUGCUGCGACUGGAUUACCUGGAUCUGUACCUGAUGCACUCUCCAAUGGGUCUUGAGAAUGUCAAGGAUGUCCUCAUGCCCCAGAAGGAUGGGAAGGCUCUGCAGUCUGACGUUGAUUACGUGGACACAUGGAAGGCAAUGGAGAAGCUGGUGGAUGAAGGCCUGGUGAAGAGUAUUGGGGUGGCCAACUUCAACCAGAGUCAGCUGGAGAGGCUGCUCUCCACAGCAAGAAUUAAGCCAGAUGUCCUCCAGCCCUCCAGGUAAACUAGAUCCUAAAAAUGGCAUGGAGGACCCAGUGGUGAAGGAUAUUGCUAAGAAGCAUGGAAAAUCCCCGGCACAGGUUUUUGAUUUCAGCCUGACUGAUGAAGAAAUGAAAAAGCUGGCAUCCCUCCACUGUGGGGCCCGUGCUGUUGCCUGGGACAUCUUGGGGAUGGGCACCCAUAAAUUCUACCCUUUCGGCAAGGAUCAGUGACUCUGCAAGCAAUAUUGCUCACCCCUCCCAGUUUUAAUGGCAUGCAAAUAAUGGAGUUGGCUUUUGCAUUUUGUAUCCAGCCAAACUGAGUUAUUUUUGCUAGCCCAAGGCUACUACUCUUCCUCCCUGUGUGAUGGGACAUAAAUGAGCAUCAGUGGUUUGUCUGCAGUGAGGUUUGGCAGAAGGGAGUUCCUAGGACCCUUGCCACUGCAACUUGUCCACCCAGCAUGGCAAAGAAUAGGCCAACAGAAUGACUCCAUGGUUUGCAGCAGCCUCCACAGAGACCUUCACAGCACUGAGACCAGAACAUCCCCCCAGGGAGAGGCACCUACUUUGGUCCAGCUAAUUUAGAGCUCAAGUGUCAAACCAAGAACAAGGCACACCCAGAAAAAUAAAUGUACAUAUAGGAAGGGCAAGUUGAAUUUUAAAAACCUGACUUAAU